Molecule: messenger RNA, 1140 nt
Organism: Phaeoacremonium minimum UCRPA7
Lineage: Eukaryota; Fungi; Ascomycota; Sordariomycetes; Togniniales; Togniniaceae
Product: putative activator 1 41 kda subunit protein
Exons: 3
Coding region: 1-1140 (379 amino acids)
Biological process (GO): DNA-templated DNA replication; DNA repair
Cellular component (GO): nucleus; DNA replication factor C complex
Molecular function (GO): ATP hydrolysis activity; DNA binding; DNA clamp loader activity
Source: RefSeq, a predicted model, not a curated record
AUGGCCAGCUUCUUCGAUAUAAAGGCCAGAAAAGCCGCUGCUGCCAACGGUGGAGGAAAACAGGAGAAGCAGACAAAUGAGACUCCAAGGGCGCAACCAUGGGUCGAGAAAUACCGACCCAAGAGUCUCAGUGAUGUCGCAGCCCAGGACCACACGAUCACAGUCUUGCAACGAACACUUCAAGCCUCAAAUCUUCCACACAUGUUGUUCUAUGGGCCUCCCGGAACAGGAAAGACCUCGACUAUUCUUGCACUGGCCAAGGAGCUCUACGGCCCUGAAUUCAUGCGAUCCCGAGUGCUAGAGUUAAACGCAUCCGACGAGCGAGGUAUAUCCAUUGUACGAGAGAAGGUCAAGGAUUUCGCACGCAUGCAGUUGACGAAUCCGGCGCCCGGGUACAAGGACCGCUACCCCUGCCCGCCAUUCAAGAUCAUCAUUCUCGAUGAGGCCGACAGCAUGACCCAGGAUGCCCAGAGCGCCCUCCGUCGAACUAUGGAGACAUACAGCAAGAUCACUCGUUUCUGUCUCGUCUGCAACUAUGUUACGCGUAUAAUUGACCCGCUUGCCAGUCGAUGCAGCAAGUUCCGCUUCAAGAGUCUAGAUCAAGGGAAUGCCAAGAAGAGACUUGAGGAGAUCGCGGAGAAAGAAGGCGUUCCAUUAGAGGAUGGCGCGGUUGAUGCUUUGAUCAAGUGUAGCGACGGUGACUUGAGAAAGGCAAUCACAUUCCUUCAGAGCGCGGCGAGACUGGUUGGUGCCAGUUCUAAGAAGGACGAGGACGAAGACGAUAUGGACGUCGAUAAACAGCCUGUGACCGUAAAGAUUGUCGAGGACAUUGCUGGCGUCAUUCCGGAUGACACCGUGGAGAAACUUGUGAAGGCGAUCAAACCUCGAUCCUCUGGCGAGACCUAUCAAGCCGUCGCCAAGGUCGUGGAAGACAUGGUGGCCGAUGGAUGGAGUGCUGGACAGGUCAACUCACAGCUCUAUCAGAGAAUUGUCUAUGAUGAAGCCAUCCCGGAUGUUCAGAAGAAUCAAAUUGUCAUGGUUUUCUCUGAGGUCGACAAGCGAUUGGUUGAUGGCGCGGAUGAACAUCUAUCAAUACUCGACCUAGCUCUCCGUAUAUCUAGUAUCUUGGCUGGUCGAUAG